Messenger RNA from Ectocarpus siliculosus, 1779 nucleotides. Lineage: Eukaryota; Phaeophyceae; Ectocarpales; Ectocarpaceae. The record is from the annotation of a GenBank genome assembly.
AUGGGAGGAGGCAAGAUCGCGGCUGCCCUGGCGGGCACCAGGACGUUCUCCUACCUCCUGCUGGGGUACGCCCUCUUCCACCUCGCCAUGCAUUUCGGGAAGUGGUACGGGGAGCACUUCGAGGACACGGACGACGGCCUGCAGCACCUGGAGUUCGUGAUGCAAGGCGAGGGCACCGACGACGAGCUCAAGAUCCGCACCUCCAGGGGCCAGCUGUUCCUGUUCCUGGCCUCGCCGAUCAUCCUUGCGGCGGCGCUGGGCGGCGUGUACGAAGCGCUGUGGCUGUCACGAGAGGCCAAAGCGGGCGACGCCGCUGAAGCAUCCAAGGCAGGCGGCUUCCUCGCCACCAUACACAGCAUCAUGCACUGCCAGUUCAGGCCUCUGGGCUCGUCGUACUUCCCGUGGCUGACGGUAGGAGAGGCCGCCGCCAUGUUCCUGUGGAUCUGCGUCAUGGUAUCGGAACUUACGCAAGGUGUUUUGGCACGCGAACACGGCGAGAGCUACGUGGUUUGCGAGGACGACCCGACAGACUGGUGCAGCUCGCGAGAUGGCACGCCUGGGGGACCGACGCCCAACCAAUGGAUGCUGUUCAGGGUGGCCACCUACUUCGGCUACAUCUGCUCCUCGCACUUCGCGGUCAUCCUCGUCCCCGUGGCCCGCGACAGCAAGAUCUGGUCGUCCCUCGGCGUCCCCUACGAGCGGGCCGUGCUCUACCACACCUUCGCCGGCCACCUCGCCUUCACCACCAUGGCGGUUCACGCCUUCCUCUUCGUCGUCUACUGGGUGUGGUACGACGGGUGGGCGCACGCCAUCCGCGAGUCGAUCCACGCCCCGGCGGAGAAGCACCACCACGGGCUCGACAUCCCCAUGGGGUGGAUGGCCCUGCUGUGCGGGCUGCCGAUGUGGAUCACGUCGAUCAACUUCGUUCGGAGGCGCUACUACAGCCUCUUCAAGCUCGCGCACUUCCUGUUCAUCGGCGUUUUCGUCUUCGGCGCCAUGCACUGGUCUCGGAACACGCUCUACUACCUCGGCGGUCUGACGCUGUACACCCUGCACAUCAUGUCGCGACUCGAGUCCUGGAAGAGGUGGCGCUACUGGAACAGGUGGUUCAAGCCCGAGACGAAGGCCAGCCCGACCAGCCUCGUCAGCGCCUACACGAACGAGAACUACACCCGCCUGGUCCUCCGCAACCCCAAGAAGGCCUCCGCCCGCGGGGGAUCGUUCGUGUACAUCAGCGCGCCGGGGGCGCUCGGCACGGACGAGGCCCACGCCAUCACCGUUGCCCUCCGCGGGGCCCCCCCGUCCCCCCCCUCCUCCGCGAAGGUGGCCCCGUCGUCGGACUCUGCGGUGCCCCCCCGGGAGGAGGACGUGUUCACCGUGUACAUCAAGGACCUGGGUCCGUGGACGAAGGCCCUGAAGCUGACGGCGGAGGGGGCCAUCACCGCCCGCAACCCGGCCUCCGCUCUUCUGGUAGACGUGGACGGCUUCUACACCCAGGUCAACUCGUUCAACUCGAUGAUGAUCGGCGGCGCGCCGCGGGUCGUGAUCGUGACCGGCGGGUCCGGCAUGACGUCCGUCUUCGGCUUCAUCCAGGACUGGUGCGUCGCCGCCGCCGAAGGAGCUUCCGUGCCCGAGGUGCACAUGGCGUGGUGCUGCCGCACCCUCUCCGAGAUGGAGCUCGUCGGAGAGGCCCUGCCGUCCCUGCUCGCCGGCGCCGGUCGCGCGAAGGACACCCACUUCUCCAUGUCCCUCUACUGCAGCGGCAAGGGGUGGGGGUAA